Anastrepha ludens (Mexican fruit fly) is the source of this 2217-nucleotide messenger RNA. RefSeq names its product sensory neuron membrane protein 2 (gene Snmp2). NCBI's taxonomy places the organism in Eukaryota, Metazoa, Arthropoda, Insecta, Diptera, Tephritidae. Gene Ontology annotation, cellular component: membrane; cytoplasm. The transcript has 10 exons. Gene Ontology annotation, molecular function: scavenger receptor activity. Bases 388 to 2061 code for a protein of 557 amino acids. The record is from RefSeq and is a predicted model, not a curated record.
GCUUGAAUAUUUUUUAGUUUGGCAGUUUUAGUUUUAAUUGAAGCUCAACUCUAGUCGCACACGUAAAUCAGAUGUUAAUGAAGUGUUGAAUGUGGAAGAAGAAGAAGUGGAAAUUUAGUUUCAAAGUGACGCAGUGGUACACACACUCAUUUACAAUUACAUAUACAUAUUUACGGGUUAAACAAAGCAAACGGUAUGCAAUGCCAAGUUGUUGGUGCGCCUGAGUGUUUGCUACUCUAAAAUAGAUAAAAUCACUAAACAAGGUUAAUUAGUGUAAAAUAAGAAAAAGUAAAAAAUAAAAAACAAAAAACAAAAACAAAAAAGUGGUAAAGUGCAAACAUCGCGAAGAGUCUCUUCCCUGUCUCCGUACCCUGGUAUUCAUCGAAGAUGAUUCAUUGGUCGUUAAUAGUGAGCUUCAUUGGAUUGCUGACAGCUGCUUUAGGCGCCUAUUGUGGCUGGUUCCUGUUUCCCAGCAUGGUGGACAAGAAGGUUGAGGAGAGUGUCAUUAUUGCGGAUGGCUCAGAACAGUACAAGCGGUUCGUGCAACUACCCCAGCCGUUGACCUUCAAGGUGUAUAUCUUCAACGUAACCAAUGCACAAAAGAUUCAACAAGGUGCCAUGCCCAUUGUAGAGGAGGUUGGGCCGUACGUAUACAGACAAUAUCGGCGCAAAAAAGUGAAACACUUUUCACGCGAUGGCUCUAAGAUCAGCUAUGUGCAGGAUACACGUUUUGAAUUUGAUGAGGAGGCAUCUGCGCCCUACACCCAAUCCGAUCGUAUUGUGGUGCUUAAUAUGCAUAUGAAUGCGUUUUUACAAGUAUUCGAAAGAGAAAUUACUGAUAUCUUUCAGGGUUUCGCGAAUAGAUUAAAUCACAGGCUCAACCACACACCAGGCGUUCGUAUAUUGAAACGUCUGAUGGAGCGCAUACGUGGGAAACGUAAAUCGGUGCUACAGAUCUCGGAAAACGAUCCGGGCUUAUCGCUGUUGCUGGUUCAUUUGAAUGCAAAUUUGAAGGCCGUCUUCAAUGAUCCAAAAUCAAUGUUUCUCGAUACAACAGUGCGUGAGUUCCUCUUCGACGGUGUGCGUUUCUGCGUCAAUACCAAUGGCAUUGCCAAGGCGAUUUGCAACCAAAUCAAAGAGGGUGGCUCCAAGACGAUACGCGAACUGAGUGAUGGCAGUUUAGCCUUCUCGUUCUUCAAUCACAAGAACGGUACAGGUAAAGAAGUGUACGAGGUGCAUACCGGUAAAGGUGAUGCCCAGCGUGUGCUCGAGAUACAAAAGCUGGACGAUUCACAUAAUCUGCAGGUGUGGCUAAAUGGUUCCGAAGGCGAAACUUCUAUGUGUAAUCAGAUUAACGGCACCGAUGCUUCAUCGUAUCCGCCAUUCCGCAAACGUGGCGAUUCAAUGUACAUCUUCAGUGCGGACAUCUGUCGUUCGGUGGAAUUAUUCUAUCAGAGUGACAUACAAUAUCAGGGCAUACCGGGUUUUCGAUAUUCAAUCGGCGAGAAUUUCAUCAAUGAUAUCGGUCCUGAGCACGACAACGAAUGCUUCUGCGUCGAUAAACUGGCGAAUGUGAUAAAACGGAAGAAUGGUUGCCUAUACGCAGGCGCUUUGGAUCUGACAACGUGUCUGGAUGCUCCGGUAAUAUUAACAUUGCCACAUAUGCUGGGCGCCUCCAACGAAUACACGAAGAUGAUACGUGGCUUGCGACCGGAUGCGAAAAAGCAUCAAACAUUCGUGGAUGUACAGCAUCUCACUGGUACUCCACUGCAAGGUGGCAAACGCGUCCAAUUCAACAUGUUCUUGAAGAGUAUCAACCGUAUCUCAAUAACCGAAAAUUUAAGCACUGUUUUGAUGCCGGCAAUUUGGGUGGAAGAGGGCAUUCAACUCAAUAGCGAAAUGGUUGCAUUUUUCAAAAAGAAACUUAUCAACUCUCUAAAGACGCUUAACAUUAUUCAUUGGGCGUCGCUGUGUGGAGGCAUCGGAGUCGCAGCUAUAUGUCUAAUAUAUUACGUAGUGCAACGUCGGCGGCCGGAAACGGAAGUGGCGCCACUUAAAUAAAAAUAAUAACAUGAAGCUAUAUCAGCUUAUAGUUAUGUAUAUAACGGAUACGAUCUUUUAAUACCGAAUUUAAGUUUGUUAUUCCUUAUUUAAUUUAGUUUACUUAAUUUUUAAAUUAUCUGUAUGAUUCCAUGUACCUUAAAUUGUUUAUGUUUG